Bactrocera oleae (olive fruit fly) is the source of this 7525-nucleotide messenger RNA. RefSeq names its product BCL11 transcription factor chronophage (gene Cph). The record is from RefSeq and is a predicted model, not a curated record. NCBI's taxonomy places the organism in Eukaryota, Metazoa, Arthropoda, Insecta, Diptera, Tephritidae. Gene Ontology annotation, molecular function: RNA polymerase II cis-regulatory region sequence-specific DNA binding; DNA-binding transcription factor activity. Gene Ontology annotation, cellular component: nucleus. Gene Ontology annotation, biological process: regulation of transcription by RNA polymerase II.
AUUUCAACCGAGCUGAAAGGUCGGCCGGUUGGCUAGUCGACGAUGGAGGAGAAGUGAGCAAAGCUAAAACUAACAAAGAAAGCCAAGCGCGACAGAAUGACAGAGCCAGUAGCCGUAUGAAUGGUAAAUGGUAAAUGGACGGAUGCGACUAAUGUGAGUUUAUUAGUUAGACGCACACGGACUGUCGCGUUGUGAGGACGUGCUUUCUUGCAAAAUAGUUCUGAUUAGUGAAGUUUUUUAUAUAUUUGUGUAUUUUUGCAAUAACGUGUAUUUCAAUGUUACUGUCACAUACACAUUUGUACGUACAAAUCAAAAAAGGGUUGUUAUCAGUGAAUAAGUGUUGCCUCAGGUAUUCCACAUACCUUCGGAAAAUUUUCAAUAAAUUAUGCUUACAAAUUGAACACAAACAAGUCAAACGUCGUAUCAAAAAUUAAAAAAAAAGUAAAUAAACAAUUUGCGCUCUAAAACCGCCGCGAGAACUAAUUGAGCAUUUAUCUACCUGUAGCGGAAAUGUUUACACUGUUAUCAGUUAUUUCUUUGUCCAGUUGUGUAUAAAAGUCUUAAUAACUUUAGCGGCAGAAAUAAACAAACAUAUUACACACCGCAUAUGAAUCGGACACAGAGAGGCGGUAAUUGAACAAAUUAGUGGUGCGACUGAAUAGUGACAUAAAUCCACCCACUAAGAAUACAAAUAUACUCGUUUGUUUAUGUAUGUAAGUAUGUAUGUACAUACAUAUGAACAUAACUUGAGCUACUGUACACAUGGAUACCUACAAACAUAUGAGCACAAAUACCUUCUUAUGGGACAAUGUGGCGGUAAAUAACGUACCACCCUUAUCCCGCCGCAUCUAACUAACUGAGCGACAAAGUCGUCAAUCAGCUGCUUAUCCAUUCCCGUCGCUAAAGCAGUGGCACUGUCUGCAUACUACCAUCAGUCCUAAAGUCGACUUCACCACCAACGUCACCUCCAUCCGCCAGCAUACGGGGGCCGUUACCGCCGUCGCCGAUGACACAAACAACGUAACCAAUAAACCAAAAUCGAAUUUUUAAAUUGGCAUCAAAGUGUAAAAACCGUUAGAUAAAAUUGAAUUAUCCCAAUGUGUGUGGCCACAGUCACUCGCAGGACAUCGGCGCGCAAGGACGCACUCAUACUCGCACUUGCACGCAGGAAGUGCAAAAGCGAAAGGCAUACGAGUUUGUAGUAGUGUUCUCUUCAACAUUAGCAAUCAGUGACCGGUAACUGUUUUAUUUAACUCUCUCACUCGUUCGCUCCCUUACAAGUGAUUCAGGGAAGUAUUCUAAUUGGAAUCCAAUUGUCGAAUUAGAAAAGACGAACACCUAAAUGUGUGACAAAAAAUAUAUAUUGAAAUCAACAACAUACCAAACCAUAAAAAAGUGUAAUGAAAACACACAUACAAAAGUUAAUGCGCGUUAAUACAAAAUUACAAUAACAAAAUUACUGAAAAACUGAAACAGAAAUGGAGUUUCCAGAGCUGCAAUAACAUUCCGCAAAUAUCGACAUCUCCAGGAUGAAACAUAUGUAUAUAAAACAAAUUGCAUUUGCUCUGUUUUGUUAAAAAGUGUAUAAGGUUCCUAUCGUUAAUUAAAAAUAUUAAAAAAAUUAUUGUGAUUAUUUACAUACAAGUAUAUGUGCGUAUGUACAUAAAGCUGAGCAAGUGCAUGUUUUAACGAAAAUCAAAAUAUUAACACUGUGGGUAUGUUAAGUUCUUAAAAAAUAUCAAAUAAAGUAUAAAUCAGCUCUUUAUUACGAAAAGCUGAAAGUCAAGUGUUGGUGUGUUAAAUCCGAAUGUGGAUCGGUACAACAAAGGUCUACGAAUGAACUUAACGCGGCACAUAGCUAAUAUUGUAGACUGAUUCCUUUUAAUAUAUUUACAUAUCACGUCGUGCAUAUGUGAGUUGAAAAAAGCAUCGCAGAAACUAAAAUAUUGUAGCCGCGGCCGAAGUGCCUCUUGAUGUGGAUAAACUCCUCGUCAGGCUUCCAUAAACCCUACUAAUUGCUAACUCAGGAAAGAUGAGAAUUAAAAUGCCCGCCGUCAGAAUUGCCCAAGACUCAGAUGCCAUGGAAACAGACCCGUCGGCACAGGAUAUGCUUACGUGUGGAUCCUGCCAAAAGACUUUUGCUCUUUCUGAUAUAGUUAAAUUUAUUCAACAUAAAGUGCUGCAAUGCAAUAAAGAGAACUAUGGACAGUGCUCGACUCAGGCUUCUUCGACCGAUAGGGAUACGGAUGAUGGCCGACCUUUAAGCUUAGUCAACAGAAGACCCUCGAUAUCGGCGCCAAUAAUUAGUCGAAAAACAUCUAGGUCUGGAUCACGAAUACAUACACCGCCUCCAAGCCCUGCGGACCUUUUAGCUGAUGGCGCGUGCAGUACGCCUAAGCGCUUAGUGGACGAAAAUGAUAACACAGCGCCCAGAAAUGAAGGAUCGGUAGAGAAGAGCGCAUCCUUGGAAAUCGCAAACAAUAACUUAACCGAAUCGUAUGUAGUAGGUGAUUCAGAAAAAGCAAAUACUAUUACGAUAAAGCAGGAACAAGAGCAAUGUGCUGAAGUAAGCAUAAAUAUUGCAUUGCAUGCAAAUGAUUACAACCAGGACAAUAACGGUGGGCAGCCGUUGCCUAAACGCCCUAAAAUAGAAGUGGUUGACUCAGAGUCCAACACAUUACACACAGAACCCAGCAAUUAUACAUGUUCCACAUGCAAGACUCGUUUCACAUCUGCUUGGCGAUUAAUUCAGCAUGUGCAAUAUUCGCAUGACGUUAAGAUAUAUGUAGAACUUCCCACCUCUCUAUCUCCCCAUUCCGAUUCAGUGUCGGAUCCUGCGUUGUCAAAUUUGCCUUUAUCAGCAUCUGUGCCUGUAUCGGCACCAACAAUAAUAUCAGCGAUAUCAACUGCACAGCCUUUAUCGACUUUACCCUCCGCCACUUCUUCUUUAUAUCCGCCCGUCAGUCAUCAAUCACACAAAACUGAUAACUCGAGUACAAACUGCAACAUUAGUAGCAAUAGCAGCGGUAGUGGAACUAACAACGCCUCUACCGGCAUACCAGCCCCUACUUGUAGUGGUCAUUCAAAUGCUGUCCAACAGCAACAUCAGCAAAUCCAGCAACAGCUUCAACAACAUCGAGCAGCAGUUGCUGCUGCUGCAGCAGUUGAACAACAUAAGCAACAGCAACAAAGCAAUCUUACAACAGCAAUGCAGAAUGCGCAAAAUUUAGCUGCCGCUGCAGCUGCGGGCAUUCGGCAUCAUACGCUGUUGCCACCACCUGACAUGCACGCAAAUCCAUUUAAUUUGCUGCGGAUGCCUUUACCACCUUCAUUGGCACAAAACCCUGCAGUUCCUACUGUCACACCUCUAUUUUCGCGACCCCAUCCCGACCAUUACAGAAUGGAACAACUUGUGUCGGAGCAGUUUAGACAUCAUGGUUUAAAUUUAGCAGCAGCUGCUGUAGCGGCAGCAAGUUCACUCUCCACGCCACACUCUGGAGUUUCUCAAUUCAGUCAGGGUACUAAUGCAUCUUCGAGCAACUCUAUGGAAUCACGACCUCCUUCAAACAGUAAUAACCACCGUGGCUCAGGGCCGUCCACACCACUACCACCUCCACCAAUAAUUAUUCCACAACAGAACACCGCUAAUCAGGUGGGGUCCCAGACUGGUAUAAAUCUUGAGCCUCAGAUGGAUUUUUACUCGCAGCGAUUGCGUCAGCUUGCAGGAACAACAAGUCCUGGGGCUGGAAAUAUUGUUAACUCGAGCUCGCCGAGUCCACGACAAAAGCAAUCGCCUCAUUUUGCGAGCCCAUCACCAUCCCAACUACCUCCUACUCCUGUGACAAACAAUACGAGACCACAUUCACUAACUCCUCCACAAAACAGUGAUUCUCUGAAGCAGGAAAUCGAAAACAUCAAUUCUACUCCUCGAUCAGCUUCUACACCGCCUUCAAAGCCCAGCCAAGAGAAUGCUGCUGUGUUUGCAUGCCCGUAUUGUGAAAAGAAAUUUAGAUUUGAAAAUAACUUAAUAAUUCAUCAGAGAAUACACACCGGAGAAAAGCCAUACAAAUGCACAGCCUGCGAAUUUGAAUGUUCUCAUAUCAAUAAACUGAUGAAGCAUAUGAGAAUUCAUCGCGGCCCAGAAGAUAGCGCAAGUAAUGCAGGCUCUAUAGAUUCCAACGAUGCUGGUGAUUCAGAAGCUGAUGCCGAUGCUGACGGAGAGGCUGAAGGUGAAGGAGAUGCGGAAAUCGAUGGGGAGGAGGAGAACAUUGACGACGACGGGUUGGAAGAUGACGAGGAGGACGAUGUCGAAGAUGGAGAAGAUAUUGAUUAUGAAGCGGAAGACCUAAGCGUUAGUAAUAGGAUCGAUAUACAGAGUGAAAGCCCAAAGACUAGAAGUACUCGUCCUACAUCGCUGGUAGGAGAACUAAUGGACAAAUUUGGUUUGUCAAAUAUAGCACAAUACUCUGAAGCUUACAAGCAAGCGUUGCAAGAAUCUGGAAAAUUCAAAUAUUUAACAAAUAAGGAUAGAGACAAUAACAACUCAAGUAAUUCAGCAAUAUCGCACGUAUCCGAUAAAUUGAAUGGCUUCCCAACGGCAUUACGCCUGCGAGAUGAGCUCUCGAAGAACAUGUUUCAGCAAUCACCUCAAUCUGAUGGCCAGAAUCAAGUACCGCUAUUUAAUCCAUUUCAAAACCCAUUCGAACUAUCUAAACGAGUUAAAAUGGAUGGGAAUGACUGGUGGAAUAUGUCAGCUUUGCAUCGGAAUGAUUCGAUUUUCGAGAAUCUUAAAAUUAAACCAUUGGGUCUUGGUACUGCUAACUCGAUGCUCCACAAUCAAAUGUUAAAAAAAGAUAAUCGACAACGUAAUGACACUUGUGAAUUCUGUGGUAAAGUUUUUAAAAACUGCUCCAACCUCACCGUUCACCGUCGAAGUCAUACGGGAGAAAAACCCUACAAGUGUGAAUUGUGUUCCUAUGCCUGUGCGCAAAGUUCAAAAUUAACACGCCACAUGAAAACGCACGGACGCACUGGUAAAGACGUUUAUCGUUGUCGUUUCUGUGAUAUGCCUUUUAGUGUGCCGUCAACACUAGAAAAGCAUAUGCGCAAAUGUGUUGUCAACCAAGGUAAAGCAGCAGCAGCUGCAGCAAACGCUGCCAACGCUGUGGCAGCAGCACAAGCGGCAGCGGCGGCUCAACAUCUUCAAUCACAAUUACCAGCGCAAUUAUCACCUGCAAACUCACUCUCAUCCUUUCCAUCACAAUAUGUUGGCAUCACUGGCAGCAACACUGGCAACAAUAUCUCACUGCCUGGUAGCAUUAGUGGCGAUAACGAUACCAAUCUGCCCACAAAUCUACCAACACACCACAUCUCAUUAAAGGAAGAGGCAUGACUUUUUCCACCUUGGAUUAGAAACACAAGUAGCGGUCCGGAUAACUCUAUGAACUAUAGUUUACAUCACCAGCACAUACCAUCUCGGUUAUUACCACCCCUGCCACCAACACAGCAGCAUCAACAUCUUCCAUUCGAUUCCCGCCUUCACCCCUAUCAUACGCAACAUGCCAUGCCCCCAAACAGCCAGUCUCAUCAGUUAACGACGGCAAAUCGUAUGAUGUCCCGCAUUUUCUAAAGAGUCUUCAAUUGCUUCGAUUUCCUUUACAUCGAAGCGGCACUGAACUUUUUUGCUUUACGACCACAUAGAGUUUUUUCUGAGAUACAACCAGAGGCAUUCGAUACCAAAGCAAUAAUCUAAAUAUAUGUAUAUAAAUUAAGUAUGCAAUAAGUCUCUCACAUAUUUUCAUACAUACAUUCGCUCAUAUGAUCAUGCCUAAUGCUUACAUAUGGUAUGUAUAUGGAUGUUAUCCAUUGAUUUUUUUGGCCUUACUUGCCUUAUCGACUUACUUACAUUUAAUUUAAUUAAUAUGUGAAAUACAUUGAAAUUAUAAUAGUUUCUUUUUCCCCAGUGUAAAUUUUUUUUCAUGCCCAGUGACUUGUACACAUUUUUUCCACAUGUACAUAAAUGUAUAUUUAAAACUAAAAAGAAAAUUAAGUAAUAAGUUAUAUUAAAACUAUGGCAUUUUCUGUUUUUGUUUUUAGAAUAAUCUACGCAACCUUAUACUACCCGAACUAUAAAAAUUCUUACUUGAAGUUGAAUAGAUUUUAACAAAUUGUGUACUUGUUAAUAUUUUAUUGUGAAUUAUUAGAAAAUAUAAAUGUAUAUGAAUUUUAAAAAUAUAUAGCACUAAAUACAAUAUGUUCGACUAUGAGUUUUCUGUUUUUGAUGUCAUGAACAAUACAAAGCAAAUGAAAGACAAUGUUCUAUAAGUAUAUCCAAGACUGAAAUAAUUGCGUGAAUAUUAUAAUUUAAUAAUUUCUUUUCAUUAUGUGUACAAGUAAGCUCGCCUAAAAAUUCGUGUUAAGAAAUUACAACUACAAGUAUGUACGAAUGUAUGGUAUGUAGCGAAUAAGUGACACAAUUUUUUUUAUAUAUUUUUAUAAAAAUUUGUUUUAAUCUGCUGAUAUAAUGUUAAUUGUUUUAUAACCUUUUCCGUUGAAAAUUUUUGUUAUUGUCGAUGAUAACACUAGCGGUGUUCUAAAUAUUGCUUCCGAGCAGAUGGUAACAUUUUGUGCGCUAAUGCUCAGUGGCAAGUUUUUAUGGACGAAAGGGAUGGAUUGAAAUCAGCGGUGAAUACCACUGUGCUCAAUACGCAUAUGUUCGUGCUUCACCGUUGUUUUAAAUGCAUCCGAAAAUGUUGAAAUUGUAACGAUUUAUAUACUUUAAAAUGUAGUUCUCUAAAUAUGUUUCAAGUAAUCACUUUUAUAUUUAAUUCUUUUAAAUUAAUUAGCUAAAGAUAUUAAUUUUAAAACUGAUUUCUUGUUCUAUCAUUUCAUAAAUAGCCUUUGUUUAUGAAAAGCAACAUAUUUAGAUACCACAAUAUUAAUUGAGAUCCAGCCCGAUUUUUAUACUAUAAUAUCCUUCCCAAUUCAGAUCAGGCAUUAAGAAAAAAAAAAUUAAUUAAAUGUUAUGUUCUUUUAUAGUAAUUAUAAUAAAUACGAGUGUUUGUUGCGCGCAAGGGUGUUCAUAAUAUCAUAUAAAGUAUUUAUAAAAAAGUAACUUAUGCAUGUGUCUGUAUAUGAGUGUAUGUGUGCAUGUUGAAAAAAGUGCGCACAUUUUAGCUAAUUAUCAAUGUCAAAUAUUUAAUACAUAAUACGAUUAUGAUUUAAAGAAAGUAUAUUUUAUAUUUUGCAUUAAAAAUUAUUUCUAUUUAAUAAAUAAUAAAACCAAAAUAAAAAACUAUAUAAUUUUUACUUAUAAAUCAAUGAGCAAAACAAAAAAAAAAAAAAAAUUAAAUCACAAUAAACAAUUGUAUACAGAUGAACGUUUAUAUAUAAAAAUUAAUGUAAAUAUAAUAUUUCAAAUAUUUUAUAUGUGUGUGCAAGGAUAAGUUAUAGAAUUAUGUAACGCAGAUUGUAAGUUAAAAUGAAAAUAAAGGUAAAAUUGGUAAGAUCAAACUUCUACAAACUA